Acanthamoeba castellanii str. Neff is the source of this 1824-nucleotide messenger RNA. Its product is annotated as elongation factor Tu domain 2/elongation factor G Cterminus domain containing protein. Gene Ontology annotation, biological process: translational elongation. Bases 1 to 1824 code for a protein of 607 amino acids. The record is from RefSeq and is a predicted model, not a curated record. Gene Ontology annotation, molecular function: GTP binding; ribosome binding; GTPase activity. Lineage: Eukaryota; Discosea; Longamoebia; Acanthamoebidae. The transcript has 9 exons. Gene Ontology annotation, cellular component: cytosol; ribonucleoprotein complex.
AUGGGCGAGCCCUUCGUACAACCCGACCAGGGCACCGUGGCCUUUGCCUCAGGCCUCCACGGCUGGGGCUUCACGUUAACGACCUUUGCCACAAUAUUGGGCAAACAGCUCGGCGUCGCGCCAGAGAAGCUACAGAAACGCCUGUGGGGCGACAACUUCUACGAUCCCGACGUCAAGAAGUGGCUCAAGACCGACAUCUCGCCGACGACGGGCAAGAAGCUGAAGCGUGGCUUCUGCCAGUUCGUGCUCGCACCCAUCUACAGGAUCAUCAAGGGCUGCCUCGGUGGUCCCGAGAAGCGAGAGCUGCUCGACAAGAACAUCCAACAGCUGGGCAUCGAGCUCAAGGCUGCGGAGAAGGCCCUCGAGGGCAAGGACCUCAUGAAGUGCGUCAUGCCCAAGUUCCUGCCUCUCGGCACCGCUCUGCUCGAGAUGAUGGUGCGCCAUCUGCCUUCGCCGGUCCAGGCCCAGAGGUACCGCGUGGAGAACCUCUACGAGGGUCCCAUGGACGACGAGUGCGCCGACGCCGUUCGCAGAUGCGACCCUGAGGGCCCUCUCAUGGUCUACAUCUCCAAGCUGGUGCCGUCGCCCGACCAGGGAAGCCGGUUCUACGCCUUCGGCCGUGUGUUCUCGGGCACGGCCCGGACCGGCCAGAAGGUCCGCAUUCUCGGCCCCGACUACAUCCCCGGCCAGAAGUCGGAUCUGUAUGUGAAGAACAUCCAGAAGGUGUGCGUAGCCAUGGGCCGCUACUUCGAGAACAUGGACAGCGUGCCCGCCGGUAACACGGUGUGCCUGGUCGGUCUCGAUCAGUUCCUCAUCAAGUCCGGCACCGUGACCACCAGCGAGGUGGCCCACAACUUCAGGAUGAUGAAGUUCAGCGUCUCCCCUGUCGUGCGCGUGGCCGUUCAGCCCAAGAAUGCCGCCGACGUGCCCAAGCUGGCGGAAGGCCUGCGCAAGCUGAUCAAGACGGACCCGUGCGUCCAGUGCUCCAUCGACGAGGCCACGGGCGAGAUGAUCGUGGCGGCGGCGGGCGAGCUCCACCUGGAGAUCGUGCUCGACGACCUGGCCAAGCUGUCGCGAGUGGAAUUCCACCAGUCGGACCCGGUGACCUCGUUCAGGGAGACCGUCACCGAGCGGACGCCCGAGGCCUGCCUCGCCAAGUCGCCCAACAAGCACAACCGGCUGUGGGUGUCGGCCGAGCCCUUCCCCGAGGGCCUGGCCGACGCGGUCGAGAGCGGCGGAAUCAGCAUUCGCACCGAGGCCAAGGAGCUCGGGCGCGAGCUGUCCGACCGCUUCGGCUGGGACCCGCUGGAGUCGCGCAAGAUCUGGCGCGCUGUCAUGCGCGGUGCGCGCUUCAACAUCGCCGACGUCACGCUCCACGCCGACGCCAUCCACCACGGCGCCGGCCAGAUCAUCCCCGCUGCGCGCCGCGUGCUCUACGCCGCGCAGCUCUCCGCUCGCCCGAGGCUCAUGGAGCCCAUGUACCUCGUCGAGAUCCAGACCGAGGACUCGGCCAUGGGCAGCGUCUACAGCGUGCUCUCCAUGCGCCGCGGCCACGUCUUCUCCUCCGAGCAGCGCGAGGGCACGCCCAUCUACACCCUCAAGGCCUAUCUGCCCGUCAUGGAGUCCUUCGGCUUCACCUCGGCCCUGCGCGAGGCCACCGGAGGCAACGCGUUCCCCCAGUGCGUGUUCGACCACUGGCAGGCCAUGAGCGGCGAUCCGCUCGACCCCUACAGCACGGUCGGUAAGGCCGUGCUCGGCGUGCGCAAGCGCAAGGGUCUCAAGGCCGAGCUCCCCACCGCCGCGUCCUUCAUGGACAAGCUCUAA